Molecule: messenger RNA, 306 nt
Organism: Acanthocheilonema viteae
Lineage: Eukaryota; Metazoa; Nematoda; Chromadorea; Rhabditida; Onchocercidae
Source: the annotation of a GenBank genome assembly
AUGGGACUUACAGAGGAAAGCGCAGAAGCAAUUUGCAAAGUACGGCAUGUUGUUGCAAAGUGGUGGCGUCCCAACUUUGAAAAAGAAAUUUAUCCUUAUAUUCCUUCACAUAUCACGAAACCAAAAGAGAUGAUAAAACUGAUCGCCGUUAAUCUUCCUAAGAGUGCAGUAUUUACAAUUCCGAAGAAUAGUUUAUUGAUCGCAGCUCCGCUUUUUGAAAUCUAUGAUAAUGUAAAUGAAUAUGGAGCUAUUAUUGCAAAUUUGCCGCAUGUUCUUGGCCGCUUCGAAUUUAUCUACAAUCCGUGA